AUGGAACCCAACGAUGUGCCGACUGAUUCGAGACAAACCCAGCUCUGUUUGAUAGCCUGGAUCUUUACCGGCAUGGCUAUCCUUACAGUCACGACAAAGCUCUUUACGACAGUAGUCAUCUUUCAAAGACCUGGUUGGGACGAUUUGUUGAUUCUUUUAUCGUUGUUUGGAAGUAUUGUCGCCUCUGCUCUGGUACAAGCGUCCGCAGAUCUUGGUCUGGGUCGACACACAGCCGCUGUCGCUUUAGAACCAGGAGGCGUCGAGAGGAUGGUCAGGACAAAGAUUCUACAGGUUAUUGGUUAUCCGUUCAACAUUAUAGCCUAUAGUCUCCCAAACGUUGCUAUCCUGAUCCUUAUCGAACGACUCGUCGGUAGAACGAAGACGAUAUCUCUUUGGUUCCUACGCGUCGUGGUGGCCAUGCAGAUCUUUCUAGCUUUGAUAUCGGUCGUUAUUAUCUUCGCCCAAUGUCGACCGACAAGGAUGCUGUGGGAUCAAGAGGCAAAGGGGGAAUGCUGGAGUCCUGAUGUCUUCAAUCAUUCUUCUUAUGUUGUCAGCAGCUUCACUGUCCUUACCGACCUUGUGCUCGCCAUUGUUCCGAUCCAUGCGUUUUGGAAACUGCAACUCAAGAGACAGGAAAAGCUAGAGAUCACGUUCAUGCUGGGACUAACAUUCCUCUCGGCUGUUUUUACUAUUAUCAAAGCGACGUACUUGAGCACAUUUAACGAUCGAACGGAUCCGUUAUACAACGUCGUGACGUUGAUCAUCUGGGGCUUGGUCGAGCAAAACGUCGUUAUUAUGGCUGCGAGUGUCCCAACUUUGAGGCCCCUUAUCCGAGUCUUCAAGGACAAACAUCCGAUGCGCAGCGCGGUUGGCUAUAUAAAAAGCGGUACUGGGGUCGAUCCUAAACAUUCGGCGUCCAUUGCUGAGAUUCCCCUUGAUAAUGUGCAACACAGACCUGAGCAACAAAUUCAGCCCAGUUUCGAACGGCAUAGCUCAACAGAAGAGCUAAACAAGAUGGAAGGGCUACUGGACUGGGAUAGUGCUGAUCAAAAGUAG
This is a messenger RNA of Fusarium coffeatum, 1056 nucleotides long. RefSeq lists its product as uncharacterized. Lineage: Eukaryota; Fungi; Ascomycota; Sordariomycetes; Hypocreales; Nectriaceae. The coding region runs from base 1 to 1056 and encodes 351 amino acids. The record is from RefSeq and is a predicted model, not a curated record. The transcript has 4 exons.